AGUACGAUCAAGACAAGGCUUAUGCAGCUCAAGAGGGGUAUUUUCCAAGGUGACUCACUUUCUCCACUUCUCUUCUGUAUGGCUCUCAAUCCUCUAAGCAAGGAGCUGAACAGAACCGGUUACGGCUACCGGAUGACCACUGGGCAUGGUGAGACUGCCAAACGUCAGCUUAUCAGUCAUCUACUUUACAUGGAUGAUCUGAAGCUGUAUGGCAGAAACUCUGAUCAGUUGGACGGGUUGUUGCACACGGUUCGUGCCUUCUCUGAUGACAUCCAGAUGAAGUUUGGUCUGGACAAAUGUGCUGUUGCACACUUUGUCAACGGCAGGCUAUCUGGACACAACUCUGGAGUGACGGUAGGAAAAACGGACACCAUCAACUGUCUGGAACCGGGUCAAGUCUACAAGUACUUGGGUGUAGAUGAGAGUAACGGUAUUCAGCACAGCAUGAUGCGGGAGAGACUCCGUCUCGAGUACUUGCGCAGAAUGAUGCUCAUUUAA
Corticium candelabrum is the source of this 498-nucleotide messenger RNA. RefSeq lists its product as uncharacterized. Bases 22 to 498 code for a protein of 158 amino acids. Lineage: Eukaryota; Metazoa; Porifera; Homoscleromorpha; Homosclerophorida; Plakinidae. The transcript has 2 exons. The record is from RefSeq and is a predicted model, not a curated record.